Phlebotomus papatasi is the source of this 1813-nucleotide messenger RNA. Its product is annotated as mitochondrial-processing peptidase subunit alpha. Gene Ontology annotation, cellular component: mitochondrion. The transcript has 4 exons. Lineage: Eukaryota; Metazoa; Arthropoda; Insecta; Diptera; Psychodidae. The record is from RefSeq and is a predicted model, not a curated record. Gene Ontology annotation, molecular function: metal ion binding; metalloendopeptidase activity. Bases 119 to 1768 code for a protein of 549 amino acids.
AGCCUUUUAUGGCACCUUGACACAUGCGACAUUUUCCGGGACGGUUUUUUCGUGAUAAUUUCGCAUGAUUUCUUCAGCAUUUUCUCAAUUGUAAAAAUAUCCUAGAAGCAACAGCACCAUGUCCCUUCGGCUCAACCUUUCAGCUCUCACAAGAGGUGUCCUGAUCAACAGACCACGACUAUGGAAAAGUUUUACCACGAGAUCCUCCCAAGACGGGUCUGGAGAUCCUCCAAAUGCUGGGAGUGCCAGUGGCGGAGGUUCUACUGUAAAUAUUCCCUCCCGGAAGAUUGUCACGCCGCUGCCGCCUUUGUCAGAGCCCGUGGAAAAUCUGCAGGAAGUGCAGUACGCUACAGUGACUCCGGAACAGAACACCACUCACGUUACCACCUUGUCCAAUGGCCUGAGAGUGGCCUCAGAGAGCAGAUUCGGGCAGUUCUGCACCAUUGGGGUGGUAAUAGACUCUGGGGCGAGGUAUGAAGUGGCCUAUCCGAAGGGAGUGUCACAUUUUCUGGAGAAAUUGGCUUUCCAGUCCACGGAAAACUAUCCGGACAAGGAUAAUAUCCUGAAGGAAUUGGAGAGACACGGUGGAAUCUGUGAUUGUCAGAGUAGUCGCGAUACCUUCAUCUAUGCAGCCUCUGUGGACAGUCGUGGCCUGGAGAGUAUCACCAGGAUCUUGGCGGAUGUUGUCCUGAGGCCUAGUCUGCAGAUGGAUGAGAUUGAUAUAGCCCGACAGACGAUUCUGUUUGAACUGGAGUCUCUGAAGAUGCGUCCUGAACAAGAUCUCAUUCUGACAGACAUGAUUCAUGCUGCAGCCUACAGAGAAAAUACCCUGGGCUUCCCCAAGCUCUGCCCAGAGCCCAAUGCCAGUGUCAUCGACAGGAAUACCCUGCUGAGCUACUUGAAGCUCCAUCACACUCCGUCGAGGAUGGUAGUGGCAGGAGUUGGAGUGCCUCAUGAUGACCUGGUCAGGUAUGUUGAAAAAUACUUUGUGGACACUCCAGCGACGUGGGAGACGGAAAAUACCAAGACAAGGGGCCCCAGUGCAGCAGAUACUUCGCUGGCUCUGUACACAGGAGGCUCGAAGCUGGAGGAAUGCGAGAUUCCAAUCUAUGCAGCUGCAGGACUUCCUGAAUUGGCUCAUGUGGUCAUUGGGCUGGAAGGAUGCUCUCACAGAGAUCCAGACUUCAUCCCUGCCUGCGUUCUCAACAUCAUGAUGGGCGGUGGAGGAUCUUUUUCAGCCGGAGGUCCAGGAAAGGGAAUGUACACGAGACUCUACACAAAUGUCCUGAACAGAUUCCACUGGAUGUACAGCGCAACAGCCUUCAAUCAUGCCUACAACGACACCGGGCUGUUCUGCAUUCACGCCAGUGCUCCUCCAUCGCACGUCCGUGGCAUGGUCGAAGUCCUGACGAAGGAGCUAGUCACAAUGGCCACAGCUCCCGGAGAGCAAGAGCUGCGCCGGGCCAAGACACAACUCCAGUCAAUGCUACUGAUGAAUCUGGAAGCCAGGCCGGUUGUCUUUGAGGACAUUGGCCGACAAGUUCUAUCCACAGGUCACAGGAAGCGUCCCGAGGACUUUAUCCGGGAAAUCGAACAAAUCCGAUCGGAAGAUAUUAUGCGCUUUGCCAAGAGACUCUUGUCAUCGAAGGCUGCUGUUGCUGCCCGUGGCGAGAUCAAGGGUAUUCCAAACAUUGACGAUAUUCAAUCGGGCCUGGGUAAUGGAGAAGGACGUCUUCCCAACAGCAAAAGACUCUCACUCUUCCGCUGAAGCGCCAUCAAUUAACUUGUAUAUAAAUUAAAGGGAAUUUCAGUC